Molecule: messenger RNA, 3106 nt
Organism: Solanum dulcamara
Lineage: Eukaryota; Viridiplantae; Streptophyta; Magnoliopsida; Solanales; Solanaceae
Product: disease resistance RPP13-like protein 4
Exons: 3
Coding region: 191-2848 (885 amino acids)
Biological process (GO): defense response to other organism
Molecular function (GO): ATP hydrolysis activity; ADP binding
Source: RefSeq, a predicted model, not a curated record
UACUAAUUUAUUACUAUUAUAGUAUGCUAUUUUGAAUUCUUACAUAUCAUACUGAUUUUCCCCGGUGCUUGCUGAAACAAAGAUAAUUUUGCUCUAAAGAAUUUAAUUUCCCUGAAGAAGUCAUUGCUUGCUGAAACAAAGAUAAUUUUGCUCUGAAGAAUUUAAUUUCCCUGACGAAGUCAUAGGAAAAAUGAUUGAAGAUGCGAUAGUUAAUGUGACUAUCCAGAUGCUAAUUAAGGGUUUGGUUGACAAAGUUGAUGCUGAAGUUCAAUAUGUUCUUGGAUUUGAACAUGAGUUUGAUAAGAUGAAGUCAGAGCUUGUAAGUUUGCAAUCAUACCUCGGUGAUGUGGACAGGCACAGAGAGAAGUACGACACUCUUAAGGAUGCUUCUUCUAGACUACAAGAUCUGAUUUAUAGAAUUGAUGAUUUGGUCAUUGACUGCCAGAACCGAGUAGAGUAUGAAAAGAUGAAAAACAGGCAUUUCUCAUAUAUUUCUCCACGUGGAAUUUAUUUCCGUAAUCAGAUUGGAAAGAAGUUGGCAGAAAUCAACAGGGAUAUAGUGAGUAUCCGUCAAUUAUUGAACAUUAUUCCCGCUAUGGCUAGUCUUGUAGAUAAGAGUGAAGAACUUGUAAGUAGGGGUAGUGGAAGGAUUCGAUGGACAUCAGACAUCAUCGAUGAAUCUCAGAUCGUUGGCUUAGCUGAAGAUACAAAGACACUAAAAGAGUGGAUCCUUCCUUUCAACGGAUCGUUACAACUAAUUGGCGUUGUGGGGAUGGCAGGUGUUGGCAAAACCACACUUGCCCAAAAGAUUUACAACGAUAAAGACGUUUGUUCAUCCUUUGAAGAGAAAAUUUGGGUUUGUAAAUCAAAAUUUGGUGAGCUUGAGAUCAUGAGGAGUAUUGUGCAACAACUCACAAAGACGGAUCAUGGGUCAGAUAAAAUUUUCUUGUUGAAGACAAUUCAUGAACAACUUUCCAACAAAAAAUACUUAAUUGUCAUGGAUGAUGUGUGGAGCAUUGAUGACGGGUGGUGGAAACGGAUCUUUGAAGGACUGCCCAAAACAGAGAAGCAGAACAGCUGCAUCAUUAUUACAUCUAGAAAUGAAGUCGUCGUUAGGGAAAUGGGAGUCGAGGAAGAACAAAUUCAUCGACCCAAGGUUCUUUCGGAGAAAGAGGGGUGGUUGUUAUUUUGCAAGGUUGCAUUCGCGUCAUCCAAGGGAAAAUGCGAGGAUACUGAACUAGAACAAGUUGGAAAAGACAUCCUGAAGAAAUGUGGUCGUCUUCCCCUAGCAAUCAAGGCAAUUGGAGGUCUAUUGUCAUCGAAAUCUCAGUUGCGUUCCGUGUGGCAGGAGGUAUAUAAAGAUUUGCCUCAGAUAUUGGCAAAUGAAAGCAAGAGCCAAGAUUCUUUAAUGGCUACUCUGCAACUAAGUUACGAUGAUCUUUCUCUCCAGCUAAAGCAGUGUAUUCUAUGUUUCGCAAUUUAUCCAGAGGAUUAUGAGAUACAGGUUGAUCAACUGGCAAAUUGGUGGAUUGGAGAAGGAUUCAUUUACAAGAAAGGGAAAAAAAUUGCAAGAAAAAUGGCUCUUGAAUGUUUAUCAGAAUUGAUAAGUCGAUGCCUCGUUGAAGCUGUGAGGAAAAGAAACUAUGACGGGAGAGUUUACAGUUGCAAGAUGCAUGACUUGGUUCGAGAUAUGAUAAUCAGAGUUGCAAUAGAAGAGAGCUUUUGCAGUUUAGAUGAGAAUAAUACAAACAUAGCCACAAAAGAUUCUCGCCGAAUGGGUGUGACAGAUGAAACAAAACUGGAGCCCUUGGCUGGAAACUCAAAGUUAAGGGCACUUCUUCUCAACAAAGCCUAUUGCAUGGGCUUCACUAGGCAGGUUGCAUUGGCUCAAGUCAAGUCUCUCCGGGUUUUAGACCUCUCACACAGCAAGUUUGAGGAGAGUCUCCAAUUUUGUGAAGAGGAUAUGUGGCAUUGGAUCACAUCCUUGAAACGUCUAGCCUAUUUGAGUUUUCGAGACGUGGCAAAUUUGACUAAACUGCCAAAAUCCAUCAAGAAGUUAUGGGGCCUCCAAAUUUUGGUACUUGGUGAAUGCAAGAACUUAAAACAGCUCCCCAAAUCAAUCACCCUUCUUUCAAAGCUGAUCGUCUUGGAUGUGGGGAAUUGUACCUCUCUUUCUUAUCUACCACGCGGUCUCUCCAAACUCUCCCAUCUUCAAGAAUUGUAUGGCUUCAAGAUACCUGAUGCAACGAUACGAAAUGCAUGUCACUUGCGUGAUCUAAAGGAUCUGAGGGAACUUCAAGUAUUACAAUUGGAUUUCAUGGAUGGAAGCAUGAUAGAGGAAGACGAACUAACAGUACUCGAAAAAUUUCAACAUCUAAGGAUGCUAAUUGUUAAUGCUGGUGACCGUAAAGAUGAUAUUUUCUUAGAGAGGAUGGAGAAGUUGUCACCACCUAAAUCUCUCGAAGAAUUGUAUCUAAGGCACUUCAAUGGACCUACUACACCAGCAUGGAUAGCCCCUGAUUUGCUAGAUCAACUACAUUAUCUUUGUAUCGAAGAAUCCAGCGUGCUACAACAAUUGAGCAACAGUUUCAGGGGUAGUGAUGAAAAGAAAUGGAAAAUCGAAGGACUUUGCUUGAAAUGCUUGCCAAAUCUAGAGGAGACAUGGGACGGAAUCAGAAGUGCAAUACCUGGCCUAAAGUAUGUGGAAACAAGCCACUGUGGAUCGCUGAAAUCGUUCAAUUGUUCUGUUAAGAAUAUAGGAUUUUGGAGGAAACCAGAGGAAGAAAAUGAAGAGCCAAAUGUUGUUCCCCUCAUGGAAGGACACCAUCACAAAGAUGAGAUGAACUAGUUUCUUAGUAUUCAGUUUGUGGCAUUGUUUGCUUUCUAUUUAUGUUGUUAUUUACAAGUUGUAUUAGUUUGAUGCAUUUCUCAUUUCACUUUUGGUUUGUAACAAUAUUGUAAGUAGCUUUCACUAUUGUGGUAUUUAGAUUAGUUAUAUGGAUGUAUGGAAUAGCCAGUGUUGCAAUAACAAUUAAGAGUGGUUAUGUUGUAGAUGCUGUACUAGAGUGGUUUUCUUGUGGCUUCCCUGCCCAACUGUAUUCACUGA